GGCCCACCUACAUCUGAGGGUCCUUGGCUGGGACGGUAGGAAACCCCGUGAGUUGGCGGGGCGGUCUCUCUUUCGGAUCCGCCAUCAACGGGUGGACCCAGCGGCACGAUGCAGAUUUUCGUGAAGACCCUGACGGGGAAGACCAUCACCCUUGAGGUCGAACCGUCCGAUACUAUCGAAAAUGUCAAGGCGAAGAUACAAGAUAAGGAAGGUAUUCCCCCUGAUCAGCAAAGAUUGAUUUUUGCGGGCAAGCAACUGGAAGAUGGACGGACUUUGUCUGACUACAACAUUCAGAAGGAGUCUACCCUUCAUCUUGUUCUGAGACUUAGGGGUGGUGCCAAGAAGAGAAAGAAGAAGUCUUACACCACUCCCAAAAAAAACAAGCAUAAGAGAAAGAAGGUUAAGCUUGCUGUUCUGAAGUACUAUAAGGUUGAUGAGAAUGGCAAGAUCAGCCGCCUUCGACGAGAGUGCCCUUCUGAUGAAUGUGGUGCUGGAGUCUUUAUGGCCAGCCAUUUUGACAGACAUUAUUGUGGCAAGUGUUGUCUAACCUACUGCUUCAACAAGCCAGAAGACAAGUAAAUGUAUAUGUGUUAAUAAAAAGAGUCAACUAUU
This is a messenger RNA of Dromiciops gliroides (monito del monte), 612 nucleotides long. It is a transcript of the gene RPS27A, whose product is annotated as ribosomal protein S27a. Gene Ontology annotation, biological process: protein ubiquitination; modification-dependent protein catabolic process; translation. The transcript is spliced from 6 exons. NCBI's taxonomy places the organism in Eukaryota, Metazoa, Chordata, Mammalia, Microbiotheria, Microbiotheriidae. The record is from RefSeq and is a predicted model, not a curated record. Gene Ontology annotation, molecular function: ubiquitin protein ligase binding; structural constituent of ribosome; protein tag activity. Bases 109 to 579 code for a protein of 156 amino acids. Gene Ontology annotation, cellular component: ribosome; cytoplasm; nucleus.